AUGGCUGAACAAAGGCAACGGGCUUUAUCCACAUCAGGAGAAGCAUUAUAUGAAAUUCUGGCUCUGGAGAAGGGGGCAACACAUGAAGAAAUUAAGAAAUCUUACAGAAAACUGGCUCUGAAAUAUCAUCCUGACAAGAAUCCCGACAAUCCAGAGGCUGCUGAAAAAUUUAAAGAGCUCAACAAUGCUCAUGCAAUACUGACUGACCUGUCCAAGAGAAACAUAUAUGAUAAGUAUGGAUCAUUAGGGCUAUAUGUGGCGGAACAAUUUGGAGAAGAAAAUGUUAAUGCAUACUUCAUGCUUUCAAGCUGGUGGGCAAAGGCCCUGUUUGCAGUUUGUGGCCUCUUGACAGGCUGCUACUUUUGCUGCUGCCUGUGCUGCUGUUUCAAUUGCUGUUGUGGACAGUGUAAACCCAAGCCACCAGGAGGGGAAGAACAUGAGUUCUGCAUGUCUCCUGAGGAUUUGGAAGAGCAGAUUAAGACAGACAUGGAACAAGAUGGAGAAACUCCAAUCAUACUUCAGCCGACAAAUGCAAAUGAGAAAACUCAACUAAUCGGAGAUGGCCAUCGCAGCUAUCGCACAGACUCAUAAAGCAAGAGCAAGUACAGUCUGAUUGCAGUUUGCUCUCUAAGUAGGAAUGUCACAAAGAGGGUUGAGAAAAGCUAAUUGAAAAGCGUGGUAAUUUUUUUUCCAUAUUUGUAUUUGAUUUUUAAGUUAGGCAAAGAUAACUUGAAUAUAAUUUCCUGUGGAUGCAGACUCUUUAACUCACGGGGCCUUCAAAAUGAACAUUCCCAUCCUCUGUGUUCUGCACUGAGAUACUUACCGUUACCAUACUAUUAUACUGAUUAGCAU
Molecule: messenger RNA, 852 nt
Organism: Gopherus flavomarginatus (Mexican gopher tortoise)
Lineage: Eukaryota; Metazoa; Chordata; Testudines; Testudinidae
Gene: DNAJC5B
Product: DnaJ heat shock protein family (Hsp40) member C5 beta
Exons: 4
Coding region: 1-591 (196 amino acids)
Source: RefSeq, a predicted model, not a curated record